Aspergillus nidulans FGSC A4 is the source of this 873-nucleotide messenger RNA. RefSeq names its product protein-transporting protein BCP1. The transcript is spliced from 2 exons. Lineage: Eukaryota; Fungi; Ascomycota; Eurotiomycetes; Eurotiales; Aspergillaceae. Bases 1 to 873 code for a protein of 290 amino acids. The record is from RefSeq and is a predicted model, not a curated record. Gene Ontology annotation, cellular component: nucleus; cytoplasm.
AUGGGUAAACGCAAGCAAAUCAAAGAUGGUGACGUCUCCAUGGGCGGUACUGACCCUGCGACCGGCGACUCCUCCGACGAAGACAUCGACAUGGUUAACGUCGACUUCGAAUGGUUCGACCCUCAGGAGAUUGACUUUCACGGAAUCAAGCACCUCAUUCGGCAGCUCUUCGAUGUUGAUGCGCAGGACCUCGAUCUUUCCGGGUUAACGGAUAUGAUUCUCGCCCAGCCAUUGCUGGGGUCCACCGUCAAGACGGAUGGGAAGGACUCAGAUCCGUAUGCCUUUUUGACUGUGUUGAACCUGCAGGAACAUGCUGAUAAACCCCCGAUUAAGUCCUUAACAACGUACAUUAAGCGCAAAGCCAGCGGCACGCCUUCCCUCUCCCCCCUCGCCCAACUCUUCUCCCAGACGCCCAUCCCGCCAAUCGGGCUCAUUUUAACAGAACGACUCAUAAACAUGCCCUCCGAAGUCGUUCCUCCCAUGUACGCGAUGCUGCAGGAGGAAAUCACUUGGGCGAUUGAGGAGAAAGAGCCGUACAAUUUCUCGCACUACCUGAUUGUUUCGAAAACAUACGAGGAAGUCGAGUCUAAGUUGGAUGCAGAGGAUUCAAGGCCGCAGAAGAAGAAGAAGAAGGCUGGGCAGGAGAAGGGCGAGCGGUUCUUUUUCCACCCCGAGGAUGAGGUGCUCGAACGCCAUGCGCUCUGUAAGGGCGGCUAUGAAUAUGAGCAUAAGCAUGAUGAGGGGCAUAGUGAUUCGAAGAGGGCGUUCCAGGAACUGGGAAUUCGAACAGCGGGGAGUUUGAUUCUGAUUGAGGCGGGAAGGUUCGAGGGGGCGGUUAAAGAGAUGGCGGAGUAUUUGAGUCCGCAGCAGUAG